Boleophthalmus pectinirostris (great blue-spotted mudskipper) is the source of this 5784-nucleotide messenger RNA. RefSeq names its product A-kinase anchor protein 2. Bases 140 to 3859 code for a protein of 1239 amino acids. NCBI's taxonomy places the organism in Eukaryota, Metazoa, Chordata, Actinopteri, Gobiiformes, Gobiidae. Gene Ontology annotation, cellular component: membrane. Gene Ontology annotation, biological process: regulation of cell shape. The transcript is spliced from 15 exons. The record is from RefSeq and is a predicted model, not a curated record.
AGCAGGCUCUACAUUCACUUCGCACCAUAAGGAUUACUGACCUGACUGGAUAUUGUCUUGACUGUGUCCCACUUGGAUCUGUCUCACCGCGUGUCCUCUGUCUCUCUCCCCCCUGUCCCCUCGCUCCUCUCCCCUCAGGAUGUCGUGUGAGGAGGCUCAACUUCACAAAGAGCGGCUGCAGGCCCUAGCGGAAAAGCGAAAACGACAAGCAGAAAUCGAAGACAAAAGACACCAGCUGGAUGACCUGGUGCUGCAGCUACAACAUGUCAAGUCCAAAGCUAUGCGGGAGAGAUGGCUGCUCCAGGGAACUGUAGUGGAGGAAGAGGAGGCCCGAAGAAAACAGCUGGAGCAGGACGAAGAGCAGGGGAAGAGGCUAGAGGACAUCAUCCAAAGACUGGAAUCUGAAAUAGAAGCUCUCGAAAGUGAAGAGUCUCAGAUAUCGGCCAAAGAGCAGGUUCUACGAGAGCGGCUAAAAGAGACAGAGCGCUCCAUCGAGGACCUGCAGAAGAGUCUGAUGAACCAGGAUGGAGAUGCUACAGGCUGCAUGUCGGACCGCGGCCACCCCAGCGUAGAGCAGCUUGUCCGGACCGGCCCGCCAGCAUCUGGAGAGCACGCCACCUCCAGACCUGCAAUGUUUGCCAUGGAGAUCAACGUACAGCGUGACCCUCACACCGGGGAGCAGCGUGUUCUGUCAGCCAGCCGUGUAAGCCCCUCGGAAGCAGCCACCCGUGGGGUCAAAGUCUAUGAUGAUGGGAAGAAGGUGGUCUAUGAGGUGACCUCCUCAGGGGCGGUGUCUACCACCACCAUGGAGAACGGGUGGAGCUCCAGUCAAGUGGAGCAGCUCAUCCAGCAGGCUGCUCGGCCGGUCAUCCACAGAGGAGACAGUAUGAGGGGUCAUGUGACCGUGAGCCCUGCUCCAGCCAAACCUCCUCAAGCUGAUGAUGACCUGUCACCCCCUUCCUGCGCCCCACCCUCUAUCCCCUCCAGCCCCCCAGCACAGGUCACCCUGCAGAGGGAGCCACAACUGGGCAUGAUGCCCCCAACCUCUGCUCCUAUCACUACUCAGCCAGGUGCACAACCAGGCCCAGACCCCCAGGUGUCCACGGAGCACCCGGUCACUAUGGUGUUUCUGGGAUACCAGGAUGUGGAGGACACCAGUGAGAGUCGCAGACUGCUGGGCUUUGAUGGAGCGGUGAAGGCGGAAGUGGUUCUGAUCGAUGAAGAUGAUGAGAAGUCUCUGCGGGAGAAGACAGUCACAGAUAUCUCCGCCAUAGACGGAACAGCAGCAGAUCUGGUGUCAGGACGUCCCGCCACGUCUGAAGCCGUCAGCACAGAACUGUCCUCAGAGGGGCGCGAGCCAGACUCAGCCUCAUCACCCAACGCCAACCAGGAAGCCACAGCCCCGCCCCCCGGCCUGACCCCACCCACAGGCUACAUCCCAUCAUCAGGCGUUACCGUGACAACAGCAAAUGGAUGUGAAGCACCCAUUCUGACCGGACACCCGCACACUGCCACGAAAUCGUGGCUGGCGGCCGAGGAUGUGAGUGACCCCGUCCCCAGAGAGCGAGCCCUGAAGAGCGUUAGUUUUCAGGAGUCAGUUAGCGUCAUCACUGACAGUCCUGCAACCAUGGAACUGGAGAGCCAGCAGAUCCAACAUGGCUGCCUCAGCAUGUCACACAAUGCAGUCGGCCUGAAAGAAACUCCUGACAGUGAUGUUGUACAGGAGAUCUGCUACUUAGAUCAGGUGUUAGAUGCUGCCUCAGAUGCACCUACCAAUGGAGAUUCAACAGAGCACCCAAAAACUGCCAGCACAGAUGGCUUUAGCCCCUCCUCCUGCUCUCCUAUCAAUCACCAAUCACAUGAGCAACACUCUCCUAUCCACACCAACGGACAUGUGCUGGAGGACUAUGGCCAAAGCAAGCCAAAGUUUGAACUGAGGGCAUUUCAUGAGGAGAGGAAGCCUGCCAAGCUCUUCUCUCCCGGGGAUGAACAGCCGGUUAGGGUGACGAGGAGGCGACCAUCAGAGGAGGUGCAGGAGUUGGAGCGUGAGCGCCAGGAGCUGAUCAAAGACCAGGCUGUGAAGAAAAACCCUGGAAUCGCCACUCGCUGGUGGAAUCCCCCUCAAGAGGUUCCCCUGGAGGAGCAGCUGGAGGCAGAGCAGCUUGAAUCUUUAAAGAAAUACCAAGAGAGGAAGCAGCAGAGACAGACUCAUCCCCACACAUACACACAGCCUCAACUGUCUGGCCCUCCCACUGUGGUGAGCUUUGACCCCCAGCUCACCCGGAAGGAGGACAUUGUUGAGGAGCAGAUUGAUUUCAGGUUGGCCCGAAAGCAGUUCCUCCAAGACAACAAAAAAGACAUCGCUCCUCACAUCUACUCAGCCAAACCCUUCUCCAAACCACGCACCAGCCAGGGCAACAGUGACAUCAGCGUUGAGACUGGGGAGAGUCAUGUGACCUGGUCCGACGAGGGGAUUGGAGGAGACUUCACAUGCGCUCGGGCCGUAAUGACCAUCCUACCUGAAGACGAAGAAGCUAAAGCCCAGUAUCAGUCAAGCUUUCACCCUGAGGAAUCAGACUCCGGACUCGACGAAUUAUCUGUCCGCUCCCAGGACACAACCAAUUUCAGUUUGGAUAACGUGUCCGACAGUGGAGCCUCACUGCCCCCUACCCCUCAGCCUCUUACCCCUAUCUCCCCUCCAACCCCACAGCCCACCACCCCCAUCAAUGGACAAAAUGGCGGCAGCCCCUCUGAGGAAGAUCUCGACUACCACGCCGGAGUUCUUGUGGAGAAUGCUAUCCAGAACGCACUGGCCGCUCAGAAUGGGAAAGACUGGCAAUCAUCGUAUUCUGACUCGAGCGCCCCAGCAUCUCCUCCCGCUUCCAAACAACCCUUAUCGAGUAGCCCACUGCCAGUGUCCUCAAGCAAUAGCGUCCAAUCUUCAGUCUGCUCCAGCCCAGAAGUUAAAAACCAAGAAAAACGUUCUGAAAAUCUCCAAACUCCUUCUCCGCCAACUUCUCAGCCAGUAUCGCCAGCAGCACGACCCAAAAAUGGUGGGCCAAGAAUCAAAAUACAAUCUUCUUAUGCCAGAGCUCUUGCUGCGUCCGCUCCCUCCGUAAACCCAGCACCUGCCCCGGUAGCACAGGUGACCAGACCCACCCCAGUUUACCGUCCUCCAUCUCCACCCAGCCCAGACAAACCAGAAUUCAGCUAUUUCAGUAAAUACUCCGAAGCGGCAGAACUUCGUAGUACGGCCGCAGUGACAAAAGGCCCAGAGGUGGAGCCCGCGAGUGGACCUUUCCGUUUGAGAUCCAAGAAGCAGAAAACCUUGUCGAUGAUCGAAGAGGAGAUCAGGGCAGCGCAGGAGAGGGAGGAAGAGCUGAAGAAGCAGAGGGAGAACCAGCCUAUAGUGGUGGUGAGGGGCAGCGGAGGAGGGACGAUUAGCAGUAAUAAUGGGCCUGUGAGGACGGGAGUGAGGAAGACCACCAUAUCUCCAGCAGAUAAAAUGAAGAGUAACAGUCUGCCAACCAGGCUCACAAUGACUGCCAAGACAGCUCCAGGAAAGAUCGAGAAAGUGCGACCUGCUCCUCCAGUCUCACCCUCCCCUUCUGAAGGAGCCCUGUCGGAUGCCGGCAGUGAGGACUCCUCUGGGUCAUCACGCCCCAAAAACUUCAUGCAGACGCUGAUGGAGGAUUACGAAACACACAAGGUCAAACGGAGGGAGAAGAUGGAGGACUCUCAAGUUCUGGAAGCUACUCGCGUAACCAGGAGAAAGAGCGACAUGGCUAUGAAAUGGGAAGCUGGUAUCUACACCAAUGAGGAAGGUCAAGAAGAAGAGGAGGAAGAGGAGGAAGAGUGAAAAAAUAAUUGUUGCUAUGGACCAUUUUGACACAUGAAAGCAGGACUCUAAGGACGAUGGCAUUGAAGGAUUGAGAUGGGAGCGAACAGUAUUUAUUUUACUUAUAGUAUUCUGACUAUCAUUGUGGAAAUGCAUUGACUUUUGGACCUAAGAACGAAAACCAGUAUGUUGGAAGUACGUGGGAGACUAUUCUAAAUGGUAUCUUGAAAGAUGUGUUGAAAGAAAACAUAUUUGGAAAGUUGUUUUGGGAGUAUAAUUUUUUUGUUUUGUUUUUUUUAAUAGAGAUUGAUUGGUGACGCUGAAUGACUUCUUAUUCAUAGGAUUUCACACUAUGGAGUUUUUGUGGUGGCCUAAAAGUUAGUCAGAGAGAUUGUUUUGCAGUGAUAUCAAUUCACUCCACGGUUUUUGAAAAUGAUAGAGAUAAUUUUGCGAUGAAAGACAGUAAAAGAAUUCAAGCUAGUCUGUUUUUAGCACGUUGCAAUGACAAGGCUAAAUCCAUUCAAAGUACUGAAAUGGACCAAUGGAAAAAGAGAUUGUUGAAUGCACAAUUUGUAUAUAUAGCAUCUUUUUUUCAGCGCUGCAAUUCCAACAGGCCUUAGAGAACAUAGGUAGAUGUGUCUUAUAAUCACUACAGUGGCUUGACAAUGUCUAUGAAGUAGCUUGAUGGGAAAUUGAUGAACUGCAUAAUAUAAGUUAAUCUUAAGGGCUUUUUAAGUGUUUCUAUACUUAACGGUCUCUUAUUUUAGCUUUUUGGUUUGUAAUGCUUUGUGAACUUGCCUUUUCUGAUGUAAGCAGUUUUUCAUGUACUAUAAUACCAAGGUAGGAUUGUCUAUCGCAUAAGCAUAUACACCUGCAGGGCUACUUGCUUGCUGGCGUUUUGGGAAAAAAUAUUGAAAAUGUUUUGUAAAAUUGUUGUCAUACCAAAAGUUUGUAGUUUGAGAUAAUCUUUUGAAAGUUGCCUAAAUUUGAAGUUUAAGACAUGCUGAUUGUGAACAUUCAACUAAAAGCCUUUUUGAUCAUAGUUUAGGACAUAAUGAUAGCAAAGAAGUAUGUUUUUAUAUUGCGUUGGACAAUAGACUGGAGAGUUGUCUGUAAGAAUUAAAUUAUGCUAUUAUACUAUGAAUUAUGGAUUGAAAGAUACAAUAUUUCUGAACCACUGACAAUGAAUGAGUAAGAUGUUUUUAGGGUGGCUUUGAGCAUUUUUACAUUUUUUAUUCAAACCAAAGGUCACCAUUUUGAUUGUCUACCAGUUUUGUUUGUUCGAAGUGUCCUUUAGCUGAUAAUAGUGUAAUAGUGAAACUAGGCCUAUGUAUUUAUUUCAACAAGACUAGAGUUAAAAGUGAAAGAGUAAAAUAUUCUAAAUACAAAGAACAAAGAAUCUCCUUAACUAUUUAGUAAUAUGUAUUUGAAUCAGCGUAUUAAAUAGACACAGCAUUCUAGCUAGUCUUUGUAGAGAAGUCAAGUUUUCUCAUGGUAGACUUAGAUAUUUGAUUUAAAUACACUUGACAACUCAUUAUGAUGGGCUAUUCGGUUACAAUGACUGCCACAUACUGUGUUGACUUUUGCAAAAUGCUUUUUUGUAUGUUACAAAGAAACAAAAUGUGUAUUGUGUCUAAAAAGUCAAAUUCCUGACAAACGCACUGUUGGCCUAUGUCAGAUUUGUUGCAAUUUGAUGUUUGAAUUCAUGAUGCAGAGAUGAUUUUAUUUAUCAUUUUAUUGCAGGUUGCUUCAUCCAUUGGGAGUCAUAGUGCAAAAUGUGUGUGUGUUGAAGCGACCCUAUAUUAAAACAAUAUAACCUCUGUUCCUAUGUUAACCACUUGUAUGCUCAUAACCUGCUUUGUUCUUUUAUAGCACAUGUAAGCCUCACGUAUACACCCGCUAUUACAUACUAUGAAUAUUUUCUCAAUAAAAACAAAAUACUUUAA